AUGCAAAGCACAACAGACACCCUAGGUGACAUCUUCGGCUCUUCCCCUCCCAGGACCACCCCGGAAACUGCGACUACACCCAACCCCCAAGAAUCCGAGCUCUCAGACCUCCCCUCCCUCCGCCGCCAACACCUCACAGCCGGAUACCGCGAUGGCGUUACGUCCUCCAAGAACGAACACCUCCAGCGCGGCUUUGAUGCAGGCUUCCCCGUCGGCGCUCAAUUGGGGAUGCGCGCUGGCACGGUCUUGGGUAUUCUAGAGGGUAUCGUACGGGGAUACGAGGGGAACAAGUCGGCGGGUGGUGGGGUUGUGAAAAAAAUGCAGCGCAGUGCCAAUUCCCGCUCUCCGAAUACUGCAGUAAUCACAGCCGGCAAUGGCGACGAUGGAAAUAAGCAUGAAACGGAGAAUAGCGAACUCCAAAGAAAUGAUGUCAGAGAACAGGUCCUACGUGUCUUCAGGGCUGCCGUGAACGAGUUGAGCGUGCAGAAUGUUUUCUCGGAAAUGGAAGUCGAUCCGAACCGGGACAGACAGGAAGGAAAAGAGAAGCCUGAAGGCAGGCUAAAGCGGAGAGGGGAUGGUGUUGUUUCGCAAUGGGAAGAGAAGGUCGCGGUUUCGCAUUGGGAGGAGGCUAUGGAGGCUCUGGAGGAGAAGGAUGGAGAGGACGGGGAGCCUGCGGGACAGAGUUGA
Molecule: messenger RNA, 687 nt
Organism: Monascus purpureus
Lineage: Eukaryota; Fungi; Ascomycota; Eurotiomycetes; Eurotiales; Aspergillaceae
Source: the annotation of a GenBank genome assembly